Messenger RNA from Maudiozyma saulgeensis, 1221 nucleotides. Lineage: Eukaryota; Fungi; Ascomycota; Saccharomycetes; Saccharomycetales; Saccharomycetaceae. The record is from the annotation of a GenBank genome assembly.
AUGUUGAGAACUCAAGCUGCUAGACAAUUACUACGUAACUCUAAAGUUACCGCUAAGAGAUCAUUCACUUUAGCUGCUCGUGCUGCUACUGUCUCUGGUGCUAAUGCUGCUAUUAGACCAACUUUAUCUGCUAAGACUAUGCAAGCAGCUAAGCCAAUUAUUUCAACUCGUGGUAUUAAGCACAUUAACUUCGGUGGUACUACUGAAACUGUUUAUGAAAGAGCUGACUGGCCAAGAGAAAAGUUACUUGAAUACUUCAAGAACGAUACCUUUGCUUUAAUUGGUUACGGUUCUCAAGGUUACGGUCAAGGUCUAAACUUGAGAGAUAACGGUUUAAAUGUUAUUAUCGGUGUUAGAAAGAAUGGUGCUUCUUGGAAAGCUGCCAUUGAAGAUGGUUGGAUUCCAGGUGAAAAUUUGUUCGCUGUUGAAGAAGCUGUUCAAAAAGGUACUUACGUUAUGAACCUACUAUCAGAUGCUGCUCAAUCUGAAACUUGGUCUGCUUUGAAACCUUUAUUAACUAAAGGUAAGACUCUUUACUUCUCUCAUGGUUUCUCUCCAGUCUUUAAGGAUUUGACUCAUGUUGAACCACCAAAGGAUCUUGAUGUUAUCUUAGUUGCACCAAAGGGUUCUGGUAGAACCGUUAGAUCUUUAUUCAAAGAAGGUCGUGGUAUUAACUCAUCUUACGCUGUCUGGAAUGAUGUCUCAGGUAAAGCUCAUGAAAAGGCUCAAGCUUUAGCUGUUGCCAUUGGUUCUGGUUACGUCUACCAAACCACUUUUGAAAAAGAAGUUAACUCCGAUCUUUACGGUGAAAGAGGUUGUUUAAUGGGUGGUAUCCAUGGUAUGUUCUUAGCUCAAUAUGAUGUUCUAAGAGAAAAUGGUCAUUCUCCAUCUGAAGCCUUCAAUGAAACUGUUGAAGAAGCUACUCAAUCUCUAUACCCAUUAGUUGGUAAGUACGGUAUGGAUUACAUGUACGAUGCUUGUUCUACUACUGCCAGAAGAGGUGCUUUAGACUGGUACCCAAUCUUCAAGGAUGCCUUGAAGCCUGUCUUCCAAGAUUUAUACGCUUCUGUUAAGAACGGUUCCGAAACUAAGAGAUCUCUAGAAUUUAACUCUCAACCAGAUUACAGAGAAAAACUGGAAGGUGAACUAGAAACUAUCAGAUCUAUGGAGAUCUGGAAGGUCGGUAAGGAAGUUAGAAAACUAAGACCAGAAAACCAAUAG